CUAGCUAAUGGAAUGAUUUAGCAGUAUAGCUCUGGCAGUGAAUGAAUUAAGUUCCUAACAAGCAAAAUGUUGAAAGUGCGCAGCGGUCUAUCUAUAAUUCAGGCGCAAAAAGCAGCCCUCUCUGUCAGCAGUCCGCUGCGUUGGCAGACCACAGCAGCUGUAGCAGAGCCCAGAAAUGAUGCUAGUACAUUUUUUCUGUCUACUGUUUGGAAUUUUAUGCCUGGAGGAAAAUAUAGCAAACUGGACAUUGUGAAAUUGUUCAAAGCUUUGCAAGACGACUAUGGAAACAUAUUAUAUUUACCAGGUAUGAUGGGAGGUACGUCAUACCUGAUGACUCACAAUCCCAAGGACUUCGAGGUCGUGUUCCGGAACGAAGGAGUGUGGCCGCAUCGGCCUGGCAGCGAUACUCUUCGCUAUCAUCGGAAGACUCAUAGAAAGGAUUUCUUCCAGGGAGUGGAGGGAACUUUACCCACACAAGGAAAAACCUGGAGCGACUUUCGAUCGGCUGUAAAUCCUAUCCUAAUGCAGCCGAAGAACGUGCGGCUUUACUAUAAGAAGAUGUCCCAAGUGAACCAGGAGUUUGUGCAACGUAUUAAAGCACUCCGUGAUAUCGAUACCCAGGAAGCUCCAGAUGAUUUCUUAAGCGUUAUAAAUCGGUGGACUCUCGAGUCAGUCUCUGUGGUGGCUCUGGACAAGCAGUUGGGACUGCUCAAAGAGUCGGGCGAUAACGACCAGGCUGUGUUACUUUUCAAGUACCUGGACGAUUUUUUUGAAUUAACAGCCGAUCUGGAGAUGAAGCCCUCCAUCUGGCGUUACGUUAAAACACCCAAGCUAAUAAAGCUAAUGAAGUCCCUAGAUGGCGUUCAAGAAAUAACUUCAGCGUAUGUAGACGAAGCUAUAGAGCGUCUAGAGAAAGAGGCCAAGGAGGGUGUUGUCCGCCCUGAGAGCGAGCAGAGUGUACUGGAAAAGCUGCUCAAGAUCGACAAAAAGGUGGCGACGGUUAUGGCCAUGGACAUGCUAAUGGCCGGAGUGGAUACCACCUCAAGUACCUUUACAGCGGCCUUGCUGUGCCUUGCCAAGAAUCCGGAGAAGCAGGCCGUACUCCGAGAAGAGGUGAUGAAGGUUCUACCCGAGAAGGACUCCGAAUUCACUGAGGCAUCGAUGAAGAACGUUCCCUAUCUACGUGCCUGCAUCAAAGAGUCACAACGGAUCUAUCCUUUGGUCAUCGGCAAUGGCCGAUUUCUCAAUCGGGACAGCGUUUUGAGCGGAUACCAAGUGCCAGCUGGUACCUGUUUGUCGAUGGUUCCCCUGAGCUUGCUAUCAAGCGAGGAGCACUUCCCCAAGGCUGCUGAGUUCCUGCCAGAACGUUGGAUUCGUAACGCCACAGACUCCAACGGGCAAUGCCCGGAAAAUGACUUGAAGCUGAAGAAUCCGUUUGUGUUCUUGCCCUUCGGAUUUGGACCCCGGAUGUGCGUUGGAAAGCGCAUCGUGGACAUGGAGCUCGAGCUGGGCAUCGCUCGACUCAUUCGGAACUUUAGCAUCGAGUUCAAUCAUCCCACGGAGAACGCUUUCCGCUCCUCCCUGAUCAAUUUGCCCAACAGUAAACACAUUUCACAUCCUAAAUUAUCUUUACAACUGGAAAACCUUGAAGGAACUUAUUUGCAAUAUAAAGUAGGUGUUUUUUUGGCCGCACGUCAAUCAGAAUCAACUUGUUUUGUGCUUUGAGGCAU
Messenger RNA from Drosophila miranda, 1730 nucleotides. Its product is annotated as probable cytochrome P450 12a5, mitochondrial. The transcript is spliced from 4 exons. Lineage: Eukaryota; Metazoa; Arthropoda; Insecta; Diptera; Drosophilidae. The record is from RefSeq and is a predicted model, not a curated record. Gene Ontology annotation, molecular function: iron ion binding; oxidoreductase activity, acting on paired donors, with incorporation or reduction of molecular oxygen; monooxygenase activity. The coding region runs from base 67 to 1725 and encodes 552 amino acids.